This is a messenger RNA of Penaeus monodon (black tiger shrimp), 804 nucleotides long. RefSeq names its product rhodopsin-like. Lineage: Eukaryota; Metazoa; Arthropoda; Malacostraca; Decapoda; Penaeidae. Bases 1 to 804 code for a protein of 267 amino acids. The transcript has 5 exons. The record is from RefSeq and is a predicted model, not a curated record.
AUGUCCGCCUAUGGGCAUUAUUGUCGCUACCAUUCUGUAAUAGAUAAAGUCAAUGACUGGGCGAAAGAAUAUGAGGAGCAAGCCUGUUUGCUCAGGAGAGACAGAGGUAUAAAGGCGCUUCUCGAGUGGCCUCUUCGCCGUGAGCUUGCAAGCAGUCGUUCCAGCGGUCGUGAAACACUACCUCCAUCUUCAGUCUGGCGUGUCCCUGAGCUGAUAAGAUGGUGUUUUUUCGCCAACGCUUCCGGCCCUCACGCAAGGCCUACACCUCUCAGUUGUCCUUCGGUGUACCCUGAGGGUGGUCACCGUGGUGGACCUGGUGCCAGAGAACAUCCGGCACUGAUCCACCCUCACUGGAACAACUACCCUCCUGUCAACCCCAUGUGGCACUAUGUGCUUUGUCAACCUCUUGCGUGCUCACAUUGUGGCACUGUGAAGGAGUCAAGCAGAUCUGGUCCGUUAACCUGGCCGCUCAGCGACUUUCCUCAUGCUGAUGACCCACUUCCCUUCUUCACCUACAACUGCUUCAGUGGAGGAGUGUGGAUGUUCCGCGAGACCUUCUGUGAGAUCUACUCCUUCCUUCGUAAGGUCCAGUCUGCAAGAGCAAUACAGACAUUGCUUUUACUACAAACUGUUGACAAUGAAAUUGAAACUACAAACAAGCAUGAAAUUCUAUUCAAGGGAAUCGUUUCUCUGCGAGAACAAGAACUGGUCCUUACUUGUCUGAACCUCCUGCAGGAGCCAUCACUGGUAAUUGCAUCCAUCUGGAACGCCUGUCCCUUCAUCUCCUAUGACCGAUACAACUGA